Eremothecium gossypii ATCC 10895 is the source of this 1149-nucleotide messenger RNA. RefSeq names its product Thi2p (gene THI2). Bases 1 to 1149 code for a protein of 382 amino acids. NCBI's taxonomy places the organism in Eukaryota, Fungi, Ascomycota, Saccharomycetes, Saccharomycetales, Saccharomycetaceae. Gene Ontology annotation, biological process: positive regulation of transcription by RNA polymerase II. The record is from RefSeq and is marked provisional. The transcript has a single exon. Gene Ontology annotation, cellular component: nucleus. Gene Ontology annotation, molecular function: zinc ion binding; DNA-binding transcription factor activity, RNA polymerase II-specific.
AUGUUUCCGGAUAGGAAUGAACGGCACCGCGCAGGCGCCCGCAAGCCCAGGAUCCGGUGUUUCACCGGGUGCUGGGCCUGCCGGUUCAAGAAGCGGCGCUGUGACGAGGGGGUGCCAUUUUGCGCUCUGUGCGUGAAGCACGGUGACGCCUGCUCAUACGACGUCAGGCUGGUGUGGCUGGAGGAGAACAUGUUGCUGGUGUCGCGGACCGACGGACAAAUGCGAUCGUGUGCCGUGCGUGCGCCCGCGGCGCGCAGGGGGCUUUCAAAGUCCGAGUUCCAGACGCUGGCGCAGUACCGCCGGCGCCAGGCGGGGCUGUCUCUUGCCGCGCAGGACGAUGCCACACAAAGCAGUUUCACGAUCAGCCUUCGGCGCCUGAAGGUCUACGAUAACGCAGUGGAGGCGAUCCACGGCAGGCCGCGGCGGUACGAGGCAGGCCAUGUCGUGCGCCGGCUGGAGCAAUGCCUACAGCAGAUCGAGGCAGGGCCGCCCGGCAGCGCAGGCCCCUACGGGGCAUUCCCGCUGCGACCCGCGGACAUCGCACGCGAAGCAGCAGUAGGCCGGCGCGCGCUGGCAGAGAAGUUCUUCGCGCACCACUGGUGGCCGCUCAUUUCCGCGUGCGACAACGUCGUACUGCACAACGUCGCGUAUGCCCAGUGGAUUGCCGCGCAUGUCUCGGCAGUCGCACACGAUACACAGGACUUCCCCACUGACAUCUUUGAAGCAAUCGCCCUGCGCUCUAUAAACCUCCCCCGCUGGCUGACACGGCUCCGCGGCGCCUCAGUCCCGGAACAGGUGGUGUGCUACAUGCUUCUAUCUCUGCUACUCAGCGCGCAGGAACUACACGCAUCCGUCCUGCGCCUGCUCCGCGGCCUGCGCCCGCUCCCGCUGGCAGCCUGCGCGCUCAUCGCUAACUUGGACAUGCAUCCGGCAGCCAAGCAACUGCUGUUCGCACAGGUCAGUCCCGCGGACGUGCUUGAGAAACAGCUUGCUGCGUCGGUCGCCUCGGAAAUGGCCGCCCAACGGGCGACCCCCGGUGGGUCCGGCGCCCAGCCUCGCUGCAUCGAACCUGAUUACAGCAGUACAUAUCUAUGUAAACGUCCCAGGCCCUGUGCGCCGGACUUGGCUAAUGACAGCACUUUCAGCUGA